UCUGUACUCUUUAUUCGGAAGCGGCCAUGAAUCAACAACCAAGAUAAAGUACACCUACAUGUCGCAUCCCGCAGCUCGCUCUGUUCACUUGUGGUUUGAUUUACCACAGAACGCAAAAUGUGUUUGUAAUGAAGUCUGUGUCACUGAAUCUCAAAAGGGGACUUAUUUCUGCGUCAUAGGAUUCAGUCGCGGAUAUAGCGGCAUACAGGAACUCUAUGAUGGAAAGAAGAUGGCGAUCUUUUCUGUCUGGGACAGCGAGACGAAUACCGACCCUUCUGAGGAUAAAAGAGUACAGGUCAUAUACAGUGGAGAGGGAGUUGAGGUUUCUCGAUUUGGUAAUGAAGGAACGGGUGGUAAAACCAUGAUGCCUUACGAAUGGGUAGUCGGCGAACCUGUACAAUUCAAAUUGGAAGCCGAAAACCUCGAUGAACUUUGGACAGCUUAUUCUUGCUACAUUAAAAACAGUUGUUCACCAGAUUGGUUUCAUAUGGCAACAAUGAAAACGAUCACAAAUGGCGAAUUGCUUAAGGGAGUGUACUCCUUUGUUGAAGAUUUCCGGCGAGAUGGUGCUAGUCAUUGUGAAAUCCGUUCGGCAAAGUUUGGGGACUGCUUCUGUAUGCAGGAUGAUGGUCACAAACUAUGUAACCGAGCACAAUUUACUGCAGAUAGUUCCACACCGCUAAAUAUUAAUGCUGGAUUAAGUGACAAUAAAUUUUAUUUAGCUACUGGUGGUGAAACUAAGAACACGAGCACACCACUCAAUGGUUUUAUUACCAAGUCUUCUGACCCUGAGUGAAGAAACACGACACAAAUAAAGUUAGGACUGGUGUUGGCAUCUUAUGGACUUUAGUGCAAUAUAUUUCAUGUACAUUUAUAGCUGGGAGUAGGGUCGAGGGAGAACUAAUAUUACCUGGCAAUGAAUAAAGUUUUAAGACAAA
This is a messenger RNA of Saccostrea echinata, 938 nucleotides long. RefSeq lists its product as uncharacterized. NCBI's taxonomy places the organism in Eukaryota, Metazoa, Mollusca, Bivalvia, Ostreida, Ostreidae. Bases 59 to 796 code for a protein of 245 amino acids. The transcript is spliced from 2 exons. The record is from RefSeq and is a predicted model, not a curated record.